Molecule: messenger RNA, 990 nt
Organism: Acanthosepion pharaonis
Lineage: Eukaryota; Metazoa; Mollusca; Cephalopoda; Sepiida; Sepiidae
Source: the annotation of a GenBank genome assembly
AUGUUCUCACAUUUGCCUUUUUCGUUUCUCGCACGUUUAUUCGGCUACUUUUUUCACUUCUCUUCGCCAUUAAACCAGUUUCAUAAAUAUUAUUUCUUUAGUUCUCGAGCUCUCUAUCUAUCUCUCUAUCUAGAAUUAUCUAUCUCUCUAUCUAGAGCUAUCUUGAGCUAUCUAUCCGUCUAUCUAGAGCUAUCUAUCUCUCUAUCUACAGCUAUCUCUCUAUUUAGAGCUAACUGGAGCUAUCUAUCUCUAUCUACAUCUAUCUACCUCUCUAUCUUGAGCUGUCUGUCUCUCUAUCUAGAGUUAUCUAUCUCUCUCUGUAGAAGCUAUCUAUCUCUCUAUCUACAGAUAUCUAUCUCUCUCUCUAGAGUUAUCUAUUUCUCUAUCUACAGCUAUCUAGAGCUAUCUCUCUCUCUCUCUCUCUCUAUUGACAGCUAUCUAUCUCUCUAUCUAGAGCUAUAUAAGCUAUCUAUCUCUCUAUCUACAGAUAUCUAUCUCUCUAUCUCGAGUUAUCUAUUUCUCUAUCUACAGCUAUCUAGAGCUCUCUCUCUCUCUCUCUAUCUCUCGACAGCUAUCUCUCUCUCUCUAUCUAGAGCUAUAUACUAUCUAUCUCUCUAUCUACAUCUAUCUCUCUCUAUCGAGAGCUCUAUCGAUCUACAGCUAUCUAGAGCUAUCUCUCUCUCUCGACAGCUAUCUAUCUCUCUAUCUAGAGCUAUCUAUCACUCUAUCCAGAGCUGCUAUCUAGACUAUUUUUAUUUAUUUUUUUCCAUAAUUCAAAUCCUUCUUUGUACAAGUCAGGGAUUCUUCCUUGUCUUAUUUUCUGCAUAUUUUUACUUACUUAUGAAUCAUUUCCUUUUCUUUCUUCCCUCCCAGCCUUUUCUGCUUUCUUUGGGCUUACUCUUUCUAUCACGAUCAUUCCUCGUUGCAGAUGGCUUUCUGAAAAUGAUAUCUAGAUUGUACGGAACAGGUGGCAGAGUUAGAAGGCGUUAA